Messenger RNA from Hibiscus syriacus, 1188 nucleotides. RefSeq lists its product as uncharacterized. Bases 609 to 965 code for a protein of 118 amino acids. The record is from RefSeq and is a predicted model, not a curated record. The transcript has 4 exons. NCBI's taxonomy places the organism in Eukaryota, Viridiplantae, Streptophyta, Magnoliopsida, Malvales, Malvaceae.
UUUUUUUCUAUUGCAAGGAAUAAAAGUUUGUGCUUUUAACCUGGUCAUUAUCAAAUUUGACUCUUAAGCUUUAUUGGUUAUAAAACAAAGUUGUUAAUGUUUUUGUUUGUGUAGUUCAAGUUUUUCUUUUCUUUUCUUUUUAUGGAAUCUUUGGAUUAUGUUUAGUGCUUGCUUGUUGUUUAAGCGAGCUAUAAACUGAGACAAAAGUGUUUAGGAAACUUCUCAAAUUUUGGGGCAUUCGUUGCUUGAAGUGUUGGAUCAGCUGAUUGCAUGACACAAGAGUUUUGGUUUUGCUUUCGGGAUUUGGGGUUCAUAUGGAUCCUAGGUGUUGUUUAUUAACCCAGACAAAGAGAUGUUUUGGGAAGAAACCAUUUUGUUCUUUUGUUUUGUUUUCUGGAGCAUAUUUACGUGCUCUAACACUCUGGCUACUGGAAGCAUUCAAGGCUAAAUGCAAAUCUGUUUUCAGUAGCAGAGGUUGUUUCGGAUGCUUCAUGAAACCUUCACUGAUUACCGCGGUGGAUGAUCCAUAGCAUCGUCUAAAGGUCCAGGGCCAGAAAGCGAAGAGAUCUAGCUUUUCCGAUGAUUUCUGGAAUAGCAGUGCAUGCGAAAUGGAACAUAGCGGAGUCCAGUCCCAUGGAGGCAUGUCAUUGAACAACGCUUCGAAUCUCGAUCCUUCUGGCAGCACAAGUCGACCUUCUGAGUUUGUAAAUCAUGGCCUUCUUCUCUGGAACCAAACAAGACGGCAAUGGCUCGGAAAUAAGCGGCCCGAGAAACGUGUGCAACCUCGAGAAACCACGAUAAAUUGGAAUACGAUCUACAAGAGCUUGCACGGCGAUUAUAAGCCGUUCCCCCGCCCGAUUCCGCUUCCCGUAAGUUCUUCUCCGCCGUGCAGCUAUUUUCUUACGAUAUUAUCAACUGUCCAUGCUCCUCCUAGAGCUCAUCAAGCCCUGUUGGGUUCACCAUGACAGGAAAUGGUGGAUUUUCUAGUUGAUAUUUGGGACCAAGAGGCCUUAUAAAAUUAACCUAGAUGAUCCACAAAAAGAGCUACAAGAUUACAAAGGGAAUAUUUUUCGAUUGGCAAAGACAUAUGCAGUAUUUCCUGUAAUGUUAUCCUAUGAAUAUAAUAUACGUAAAAUUACAUCAGAACUCCCUGUACUUUUGGGGAAAAAAUCAAUAUGGUCAUCGUAU